Oncorhynchus nerka (sockeye salmon) is the source of this 12225-nucleotide messenger RNA. RefSeq names its product PHD finger protein 21A-like. The transcript has 18 exons. The record is from RefSeq and is a predicted model, not a curated record. Gene Ontology annotation, cellular component: histone deacetylase complex. Gene Ontology annotation, molecular function: chromatin binding. Gene Ontology annotation, biological process: negative regulation of transcription by RNA polymerase II. NCBI's taxonomy places the organism in Eukaryota, Metazoa, Chordata, Actinopteri, Salmoniformes, Salmonidae. Bases 373 to 2868 code for a protein of 831 amino acids.
UUAAUUAAUCAAUCUGGGAUACAACGGCUACAAUUGUCACCUUUUAGAAAUAGUUUUCCUACCCCUUUCUUCUCGCGCAUGGAUAACUGUUGUGCUCAGGCUGUGGUGAAUGAGAUUGAAGAAGAGUUCUUGUUUUGUAUCUCAGUUUCUCUCUUUUUGCACAAAUUGAAUUUAAACAAAUACUACGGAGAUCUCAGACUAAUCAAUGGAGGAUAUUUGAAUAUUCACAUCAAUUGUAUCGGUAGAGAGUAUUGGGUUGUUUGUAAAUAUUUCAUUAAUAUCUGUGGAGAGGACUGCUGCUGUUCAUGUGAGUGAAGGGCUGUCUCCAUGCUGUAGAAUGGCCAUUGGAAUUUUUAUGAAGCGGCUCUUUUAAUGCUUCAAUUGGAUGGUAUUCAACCUGGAGACGGUGUGAAGGCUGAACGUUCCCCCGGACUGACUGGCACACUGACUGGCUCAAUGAUGGAAUUACAAACAUUACAGGAGGCCUUGAAAGUGGAAAUACAAGUCCAUCAGAAACUGGUCACCCAGAUGAAACAGGACCCACAGAAUGCUGAUCUGAAGAAGCAGCUCCACGAACUUCAGGCUAAGAUCACAGCGCUUAGCGAGAAGCAGAAAAGCGUUGUGGAGCAGCUGAGGAAGGACCUGCUGGUGAAACAGGAGCCAGAGGUGACGGUGCAGGUGCCGGCUGCAGACAAACACGUCCUCCAGAUCCCCUCCUCUGCCACUCUGCUGGCCCUACAACAGACCACACACACCCAGGCCCUGCAGCAGAAGAUGCUGGCAGUCACCCCAGUCAUCACCACUAAGUCUCUACCUCUAGUGCUGAAAGCUGCCACUCCCACCAUGCCUGCCUCUGUCAUGGUGCAGCCCCCCUCCAUGGUCACUGCCAUCAGCCACACCUCCAAGCCCGGUGCCAUCAUCUCUGACAACUCCAACUUCCGAAACAUACCAGUCAACCUCCAGGUGGCCAGCAAGUUGACCAAUCAGGGUUCAGAGUCCGUACGUCUGGUGUCAAAGAAUUCAGUUGUGGUCCGGGCGAAGCCCAACAGCGUGCCCAUUGCCCCAGCGCCCCUUCGGCCCAUGAUAACGGCGCUCCAGCUGCUCCAGCGGGGCCCGGUGAUGCUGACCAACAAGCUGAGCCCCUCCUCGCUGCCCUCCAGCGCCGGGGUCAUCCACCAGGUGCGCAUCAUCAAUGGCCAGCCCUGCGCUGCCAAAAGCGGCCAGCCCACAGGCAUGUUGACGGGCAUUGUCAUCACGGCCCCGGCAUCGGUGCAGACACUGCAAAUCAGCGGCCUAACCUCCGACACCAAGACUGUUAAAGCACGGGGGGGAUUGGGGCAGAAGAUGUUGGUGAGCAGGACCCCUCCUCUGUCUCCAGCACCGAGACUUAAGAGAGAGGACAAUCCUCAGAAACUUGCCUUCAUGGUGUCCCUCGGACUUGUUACCCAUGACCGUUUGGAAGAAAUUCAGAGGAGGAGGCAGGAGCGUAAGCGAAGAACAACGGCCAAUCCGGUGUACAGUGGAGCUGUGUUUGAGCCUGAGAGGAAGAAGAAUGCAGUGACCUACCUAAACACUCCGCUCCACCAGGGCACCAGGAAAAGAGGUCACCCUCCCAAAUACAGCAGCGAUCCGAAGCUGGGCAGCCACACCCCGACCUCCCCCUCCAGCUGUCUCACUGUCUCCCCGGCACCCGAGUGGCCCAACACAGGGGGGAUCUUCCCCUUCCAUGUCCAUCCCCACCACACUCUCCCCCUGCCCAGCCCCAGCUCUGGGGAUGGAGACAUCCAUGAGGAUUUCUGCACUGUGUGCAGACGCAGUGGCCAGUUGCUCAUGUGUGACACAUGCUCACGUGUCUAUCACCUGGACUGCCUGGACCCACCCCUGAAAACCAUUCCUAAAGGCAUGUGGAUCUGUCCCAAAUGUCAAGAGCAGAUUUUGAAAACAGAAGAUUCAAUUCAAUGGCCAGGAACAUUGGCUAUUGUUCAUUCCUAUAUCGCCUAUAAAGAAGCUAAAGAAGAGGAGAAACAAAAACUAAUGAAGUGGAGUGCUGAACUGAAACUGGAGCGAGAACAGUUGGAACAAGGGGUCAACCAACUCAGUAACUCCAUAACGGAAUGCAUGGAGACCAAAAACACCAUCAUGUCUCGACAGAACGAAAUGCAAGUUUCGUUGGAGAAGGUCAAAGACUUGGUCCGCCUCAUUCAGGCUUUCCAUUUCAGUCAAACCGUGGAGACCGAGGGUACAGGUGCCUUCACAGAAGACAUCACAGAAGACAUCAGGGCCAAGGAUGCAAUUGUCCCUGCUGAAAAUGCAGUAGACACCAUCAACACCCAUGCUGUAGCAGAAGUCCAUAUCCAGUCUGUGGAUGGGGUAAAGGCCGAGGUCACAGCACUGAACAGCACCAAUGUUGAAGCCGGGACGAGGGUUGUUGUAGCUCAUGUUGCCACAGACAAGGUAGCAGGAGUCAGUGCUGAGGCUGCUGUUGACAUCUGCGUUGAGCCUGCUGCCGAGGUCUACACUGAGACUGCAGUGGGCAUCAGUGUUGAACCUGUGGCUGAGUUUAAUAACGCUGAGGAAGUGACGGAAGCCACUGCAGUAGUCGGUGCAGUGAACUUUACAGUGGCCACAAACAAUGCUACCACAGACCUUGUGUGUACUGACAUGAGCAUGGAUGAGAGCUGUACUAACAACACUAACACCAUAACUGAGAAUAAGGUCAAUACCACGAGCAGCACAGAGGAGGUGAUAGAAGAGGAACAGGAAGAGAACACAAACAUUGACAACAGCAGCACCAACAACAGCAAAACCUCAGAACCUUCCCAGCAAUCUUUGCAAGCUCUUCUCGACAGUUUGGACAAUAAAGACUAACACUCCAUCUCUUGGAUUGAAAACCCCCAACAUAAAAAAAGAAGACUUUAGCUUUCACUUUUGAAAGGUAACUGAAAUUGCCAAUCUAUAUACAUACUUGAUUCCAAUGUAUAUUCAGACUGUGUAAAUAGUAGAUCUACAGCCCAAGUCUGAGAUUGCUAUUGGAUGCUGUAGGUUAUUAUACCACAAACAUGGGUGAAAGGGUGGCUUGUGUACCAGUGUCAUGCCAAUUUAAGGUUAGAAAAGAACAGUAGUAAUGAUAAAAGUAAGAUCAUUUAUAACAUCACACCAGUGUGUGCCUGCAACAGUUCCCCUCAGAACUCUCAUAGGGGUUGUAUCUUAGGUUAACUUCUGUUCCUGGGGAUGCAGGUUAGAGAUGUCUAAAGACUGCGUGCUGAACAGAGACCAUGUUUCUACGGCAUUAACUGAGAACAAAAUAAAACCAAAAGAUAAGCGAAACAGCUGAGGGACAGGGCUUUGAAAAAGUGUCAGUAUUUGUUAACAGUGGGGAAACAUUGAGGUGUUUGAUCGUCAUUGAAAAUCAAAUAGGUAAAACAGGAGAGCCUUCAGUUAUCCCAAUACCUUCCUCCCCUUUCCCCAUUCUCACUCACAUUACCGAUAACUAUGGACCCAUUUACACAAAACCUCAGGCAAAAAAAGAAGAAAGUAAAGCAGCAUCCACGUGCUUUGGAAGUAUGAGGCAAACUGCUUAUAGAGCUGGCUGGUUAGGGCCUUGCUGAGGAAGACCCAGGUAACAAAGACGGUCAUCUCAAGAUAGAGUGGAGUCAGAUCACGGUAUCAUGGUAUCUUAAUGUUUUAAAAUGGUGUAGAUCCAGUGCAGUAAUUGAGUAAAAUUUGUGAGUUAGUGUCAACUGUGAGCACUAAAUGUGAAAUUGCAAUAUUAUUGCAUUGUCAAAAACAAACACGCAAAAAUAUAUCUGCAGUGUGUUUCUUUUAUAGGAUAAGAUAUUCAUUCAGGUCUUCCUAGUCUUCAAAAGUAAGUGCAUUUCUGUUGCAUAAAACAGUUGUUUGUUAAUAAACGUUUUUAACUGGCAUAGUUUAUGCAUUUAAUGAUCUUUUAAUAGAGGUGACCUUUGCAUAUUAUGAAAUGUACGUUUUUGUUUAAUUCUGAACUGCCAAAAUGCUGUUGUAUCCAACUAUAGCAGGGACAUGUCCACUAACUGUAUGGAAAGAUAAAGAACGAAAUGUAUUAUUCAAUACCAUCUGGGGAAUUGGCAACCCUUGGUAAAUAAGUGCUUAUUCAACAAUCUCAUCAAAAUAUCUUUAUUUUCUGGAAACUGGAGGGUUUGUUGUUUCAGUCCAUUUUGGUGAUUAAAGCACAAGCUUGCUGCAUAACAAAUAAGUGCUGAAAAGCUUUUUUGUAUGUUACGUAUGGAACAAAACAGAUUAUGCAUUUUGUUUGUUGUCAUGUAAUUUAGUCCCAACAAAAUAUUUUUGUAUGACCCAACUGAUCUUUGAGAGUGAGUCUUAGGCCUUGUCCAGGAGAAAUGUUCCCUCUCUCCUACCGCUGGAACAUGCUUGGAUAAGAGAUUUGACCAACAACCCUAUUCCCAAAAACUCAAUAGAUUUGCGCUUCCUCUGGUAUUUUUUUGUUGUAAUGCUCCAUCAACAUAAAGUCAGCAAAAAAAGAAACGUCCUCUCACUGUCAACUGCGUUUAUUUUCAGCAAACUUAACAUGUGUAAAUAUUUGUAUGAACAUAACAAGAUUCAACAACUGAAACAUAAACUGCACAAGUUCCACCUACAUAAUGUGUCCCUGAACAAAGGGGGGGUCAAAAUCAAAAGUAACAGUCAGUACCAGCUGCAUUCAGUACUACAGUGCAUCUCCUCCUCAUGGACUGCACCAGAUUUGCCAGUUCUUGCUGUGAGAUGUUACCCCACCAAGGCACCUGCAAGUUCCCAGACAAUUCUGGAGGGAAUGGCCCAGACAUGUUCAAUGGGAUUGAGAUCCGGGCUCUUUGCUGGCCAUGGCAGAACACUGACAUUCCUGUCUUGCAGGAAAUCACGUACAGAACGAGCAGUAUGGCUGGUGGCAUUGUCAUGCUGGAGGGUCAUGUCAGGAUGAGCCUGCAGGAAGGGUACCACAUGAAGGAGGAGGUUGUCUUCCCUGUAAUGCGUUGAGAUUGCCUGCAAUGACAACAAGCUCAGUCUGAUGAUGCUGUGACACACCGCCCCAGAUCAUGGCGGACCCUCCAAAUGUAGGCGUCUCACAGUACGACAUUGCAAUUUAUUGCCCUGGCCACAUCUGCAGUCCUCAUGCCUCCUUGCAGCAUGCCUAAGGCACGUUCACGCAGAUGAGCAGGGACCCUGGGCAUCUUUCUUUUGGUGAAGUUAUUUGGAUUUUUACUAAUUGUCUUUGAAAGACAGGGUCCUGAAAAGGGACGUUUGUUUUUUUGCUGAGUUUAUUUGUCUGUUUUAUAAUUUGUUGGGCCAAUACCCAGGUUUUUUCCAUUUUUUUACCAAGUCGAUCAUGAAUUUCACCAGACUGUUCAUAAACCUUUGGGGUUGGGACCAUUCAGAAGAUCUAUGAAGGAUCUUUUUUGAGCGAGCCUCAGGUCUUCUCAAUUGAAAUAAAAAUAAAUAAAUAAAUGUUUAUGCUAUACUGUUGCAUUAUAUAAAGUGCAAAGAGGGCAACAUGGAGUUAGGUCUUAAAUGAUUUACACCCUUGAUAAAGAUUAGCAAAAAUGACUGUAAAAUAAAUCAUUAAAAUACUUAGCUAUAUUGUACACUCAACAAAAUGGGGAAAGUAUAUUAUUUUAUACAAUUGCUAAUACAAUUGCUCAGAAAGAUUUUGUUUUAGCAAGUAAUCUUUUUUUCUCAAAGGUGGGGGUCAAAAUUAUUGACACCCCUAUUGUCAAUAGCAUUUUAAUACCUUGUGAGGAUAAUGGCACUGAGCCUUUUUAUAAAAUGUUUUAUGAGUUGGAGAACACACUUGGAGGGAUCUAAAACCAUUCGUCCAUUCAGAGUCCUUCCAAAUCCUCCUGGCAGAGGAAACCAGGUUUUGGCUCAAAUGUCCUGAUACUGGGUAAAGUUCAUGAUGCCGUUGACCUUAACAAGCGCCCCAGGACCUGUGGAAGCAAAAUAGCUGCAUAACAUAAAAUAUUCCCUACCAUAUUUUAUAAUAGUCUUUUCUGCUCAUGCAUUCUAAUUUCAACACCAAACCCACCACUGUGUGCGGCCAAAGAGCUAUAUUUUCAUGUCUUUACCCAGUACAAGGACAUUUUAGCCAAAACCUGGUUGCCUCUGCCAGGAGGUUGAAACUUGGCCGCAAGUGGAUCUUUCAGCAAGACAAUAACCCCAAGCACACUCCUGAAUCUAUUGACCACAAAAUCAACAUUUUGAAAUGGCCAUCUCAGUUUCCGGACUUGAAUCCCAUUGAAAACCUGUAUAUGAAUUGAAGAGAGCAGUCCAUAAGCGCAGUCAAAGGAUAUCAAGGAUCUGGAAGGAUACUGUAUGGGAGAAUGGUCUAAUAUCCCUCCCAAUGUGUUCUCCAACUAAUAAAACAUUGUAGAAAAAAGGCUCUGUGCCGUUAUCCUAACAAGAUGAGGUAUUGAAAACAGGGGUGUCAAUCAUUUUGAUCGCUACCUUUGAGGGAAAAAAAUAUUACUUGUUAAACAAAAUCUCUGUCACUGAGCAAUUUGUAUUCGUAUGAAAUAAUGUAAUUUCCUUAUUUUUUUGAGCAUACAAUAUAGCUCAGUAUUUGAAUUAUUUAUUUUAUACAGUCAUUUUUGCUCAUCUUUAUCAAGGGUGUCAAUAAUUUCAGACCCCACUGUUCAUCAUGUUUACUUCAAUCCAUGGCCAAUUGACAUAUCUUUGGAGAAUGUUUGCUGUUUAAAUAACAGGGACUUGAAAUAAUUUAACAAAUAUAUGACGUUCAAGGGACGACGUCUUCUUAACAUUGCUAUUUUUUUUUGUAGUUAGCUAUAUAAUAAAUAGCAUCUAUAUUUUCUCCUCUCUAAGUUGUUAUAGAGAUUCAUUUUUUCUAUUUCUUUUAACCCAUCUUAAUGUCCAAGGAAAAGGGAUAGUUUGACAAAGAUAUGCAAUCAACUGCAAUGGCUGUACUGUCUUGUACUUCCUCAUAGAUUGAAUGAAAGGGGUUCUUUUGCCUUGUGAGUCUUACACGGUACUCGUAAGGACAUAUCUACAUCAAGACCGUACAAAAUUGAUUUCCUGGGUGUCACAUGUUUUUCAUACUGUGUCCCUUGAAUACAACAAAAUAUUCAGACAUUGUCUGUAAAGUCUGAACGUAUGUUACAGAGCAACUUGAUCUUUCCCCUUUUUAGGUACCUCGAGUGCCUUUCUUCCAACAGCAUAUUUUGUCUCUUGACUUGCACUGUGACUUGUAUUAUUACCUUACUACACAAACACACUGGUCUAUUUCUUGUCCUAUGUUAUUCCCAUGUGAUUUUAUAUCCACCCACAAAACUCAAGAAUCUUCAGCAAAUAUAUAUAUAUCUGAAAUAUAGAGCACAAUUGAAUCAGCAUAUGGAAAAUAACUUUGGGCUUUAAGUUAAGUACGUGGAGUUGACUUUGUUUCAGGCUAUUGGAUAUGUUUGUUUUUUCUACAAGUAGUCUGUAUAGCAGCUGCCUUAAAUGUAUUUUUUGUCCUUAAAAGGUGAAUUCAAUUUAUUUUGAAUGAUCUGUAUUGGGGAACACCUGUAAAAUGACAAAUCUCUGUGGUUUCUUCAUAGAUGUACACCACUCAGUAGUUUGUUCAAAUGUCACAGGAACUGGUACGAUAUUUGUGAAGGAUUAUUCAAAAACUCUUAAACAGGUGUGACUUUUAGAAUGUUUUUUUUGUGAUGCACUUUUGGUUGAAUUCCCAGACUAAAAUAUGUGAUGUGUGUAUAUAAUAUGAAAUAGAAAUCUGGAUUAUAUCCUUUUACCCUGAAUUUACCUCUCUAUGGUUGAGAUUCUACAUAGGCAUGUUGUGGUAGUCUAGUCUCCUCAGCAUUAAAACUCAGUCAGGACAGCGCCAGUGAUCAUUAUUUGUCCCCUACUUGUGCACCUUUUUUAUUUUCUCACCCUUUCUUUUGUCUCUGUCUUGCCGUAAGCUUGAUAAUAUCAGGUCAUAUGAAUUGAGCCUUGGCCUGUGUGCGUUUGAACAAAUGAAACAGCACCCUGAUUGGAUAGACUUCUUGAAGGUCUAGGGCAGUCAAAAAUGUGAUUUUCCUGUGUUUUAUAAAUAUUUCCAGUAUGAUGUUGGAAUAAUACUAUGAAAAUGAUAGUGACAUUUUAGUGUAAGAGCUGUUUGAAAAGACAGCCUGAAAUGUCAUCCUGCCUGGUGACAUCACUAGGCGGUAAAGUUAAUAGACAAUAAGGAAGUUUCAAACCUCUGCCAAUAAUAGCUAGUUUUCCCUGUCCGACUCAGACCACUCCCAGACAGUCCUACCAAAAGUCUUGCAUAAGAAAUUGCUCUUUGCUAAGAAACUAUUUUAUUUAUUGCUGAGCAUUUUAAUUGAAAACAAUCACAGUAAGGUACUUAAUUGUUACCUUGAAAUGAUUUGAUAUUGAGACAACUGCUGCAUUGGACUUUUUUAAGGGCAAAUCAGCAGUUGAAACAAUAACAAAGCGUUUUCCAGCCACUGUUUUGGUAAAAAGCCGAGGGAUGGAGCUGGAAAAAGUAACCACUCUAAAAUGAAUAGACAGAGCUAUGGAUGCCAGGACUGACCAUCCAUGAUAUCAAAAUUGUAGUUUUAAUGUUUUGAGGCUUUACAGUGUUUAUUUUACUUUGUUUACAAACAUUGGAGUAAAACAAGUUUAUUUUGGGUUCUGAUGAGGAACGACAGUUGAACUAAGCUCAUGAGGCAUUUACUUUCUAAGUUAUAUCCUUCAAGAAUCAACGGGUACAUAUCAUUAAUUUAUAAGUUAAAAAAUGGAUGUAGCAACUUCUGAUUGCCCAUUUAAACCCCCUUAGCAGCAGCUUUCCAAUCAUUCCAACAGAAAUUAUGCCAUCUUAUGCAAGUUUUUUUAUACAAAUGUUUGUCAAACUUUUUUAAUACACAUUACCUUCGGUUUUUAUGUGAAAUUAGUCACUUUUCUUUUUCCAUUCUGGCAACAUGAUUCCAUAACUAUAGUAUACAGUGGAUGGAUGUCUCAGUAUAGGAAAAUUGAAGCUUUUCUUACAAAUAAACACAAUUUUGUAUGGCAUCUCUGGCAAAAAUGUUAUUGCUUAAAUAUAAGGCCCAUGGCCAAUAUACCACGUCUAAGGACCAUUCUUAUUCAUGACACAAUGCAGAGUGCCUGGAUAUACAGCCCUUAGCCGUGGUAUAUUGGCCAUAUACCAUAAACCCCUGAGGUAACUUAUUGCUAUAACAGUUGAAGUCGGAAGUUUACAUACACUUAGGUUGGAGUCAUUAAAACUCGUUUUUCAACCACUCCACAAAUUUCUUGUUAACAAAAUAUAGUUUUGGCAAGUCGGUUAGGACAUCUACUUUGUCAUUUUUCCAACAAUUGUUUACAGACAGAUUAUUUCACGUAUCAUUCACUGUAUCACAAUUCCAGUGGGUCAGAAGUUUACAUACACUAAGUUGACUGUGGCUUUAAACAGCUUGGAAAAUUCUAGAAAAUGAUGUCAUGGCUUUAGAAGCUGCUGAUGGAUGUAUUUCAUGGCCUACCUUUCAACUCAGUGCCUCUCUGCUUGACAUUAUGGGAAAAUCAAAAGAAAUCAGCCAAGACCUCAGAAAAAAAUUGUAGACCUCCACAAGUCUGGUUCAUCCUUGGGAGAAUUUCCAAACGCCUGGAGGUACCAUGUUCAUCUGUACAAACAAUAGAAUGCAAGUAUAAACACCAUGGGACCAUGCAGCCAUCACACCGCUCUGGAAGGAGAUGUGUUCUGUCUCCUAGAGUUGAACGUACUUUGGUGUACGAAAAGUGCAAAUCAAUCCCAGAACAACAGCAAAGGACCUUGUGAACAUGCUGGGGGAAACGGGUACAAAAGUAUCUAUAUCCACAGUAAAAUGAGUCCUGUAUCGACAUAACCUGAAAGGCCGCUCAGCAAGGAAGAAGCCACUGCUCCAAAACCGCCAUGAAAAAGCCAGACUACAGUUUGCAACUGCACAUGGGCACAAAGAUUGUACUUUUUUGAGAAAUGUCCUCUGGUCUGAUGAAACAAAAAUAGAACUGUUUGGCCAUAAUGACCAUCAUUAUGUUUGGAGGGAAAAGGGGGUGGCUUACAAGCCGAAGAACACCAUUCCAACCGUGAAGCACUGGGGUGGCAGCACCAUGUUGUGGGGGUGUUUUUGUUGCAGGAGGGACUGGUGGACUUCACAAAAUAGAUGGAAUCAUGAGGGAGGAAAAUGAUGUGGAUAUAUUGAAGCAACAUCUUAAGACAUUCGUCAGGAAGUUAAAGCUUGGUCACAAAUGGGUCUUCCAAAUGGACAAUGACCCCAAGCAUACUUCCAAAGUUGUGGUAAAAUGGCUUAAGGACAACAAAGUCAAGGUAGUGGAGUGGCCAUCACAAAGCACUGACCUUAAUCCAUAGAAGUUAUGUGGGCAGAACUGAAAAAGUGUGUGUGAGCAAGGUGGCCUACAAACCUGACUCAGUUACACCAGCUCUGUCAGGAGGAAUGAGGCAAAAUUCACCCAAUUUAUUGUGGGAAGCUUGUGGAAGGCUACCCAAAACAUUUGACCCAAGCUAAACAAUUUAAAGGCAAUGCUACCAAAAACUAAUUGAGUGUAAUGUACACUUCUGACCCACUGGGAAUGUGAUAAAAGUUGAAAUAAAUCAUUCAUCAGAGAUUCUACAGAUUGGUGUCUUUUUAAAUGGCCCAAUGUAUACAUAAAGGAGAAGUCUCAUCAGUUUUCUCAGACCAGCUAAGAUUAGUCACUCCACUUAAUUCUCAUCCCAUAAAAUAAUUGGCAACUUUGAAUUGGAUCAAAUGAAGAAAGUGUAGAACACUCUUGUAAUCCUAUUGUUUGUCACUGUGAGAACCUUGCAGAAAGAAGGGAGCAUUCUAGAAUGGUAGCCUCUCUUCUCUUUACUGAUCAGUGUGCACCUUGUCAGGUUGUGUGUUUCGUUAGCUUCUACUGUAAGGAUAUUGAGAUCUUGGAUUUGCAAUUAUGGUUGAAUAUCCUCUGUGAGGCGUCUCACAAUGGAGUCUGAUGAAUGACAUGAAUUGUGAAACUGAGUUGAAAUGUAUUUGGCUAAGGUGUAUGUAAACUUCCUACUUCAACUGUAUAAACUGGUAACCAACGUAAUUAGAACAGUAAAAAAUACAUGUUUUGUCAUACCUGUGGUAUACAGUCUGAUAUACUAUGGCUUUCAGACAAUCAGCAUUCAGGGCUCAAACCACCCAGUUCAUAAUUGGAAUGAUCUAAUGGCAGAGGAUUUUAAUGCCGUGAACUAUGAAGUCUCUGUGCAAUUGGACCAUUCUUUUGAUUCAAUUUCUGCCUUCACUAAUGCACCAUGCCUAAUGUUAUUGUUACUUUGGGACAGUGAGUGCAAAAUUCAGUACACUGUCCUGUAAAAAAAUAUAUAUAAAUAUAAAUAAUAAUUAACACAUUAAUUUAAAGUACUAAGCUCUAAAACCAAUAUACCAAAAGCAAAUGUGCAUUUAUAUUUGGAAGCCCUUAUGCAUUUAAUAAAUAUCAGCCUCAAAAACGGUUAAUAUCUGCUUCAGUACAAUGUAUAAGUUCACAGGUGUGAAAGAAAAAGCAGUUGGCAGCUGAGACUCACUCAGAUGUAUGUUAUAUUUUAUGCAUAACAAUGGCAUUUCCAGUUAAUUCUAGAGUGAAUCUAGAGUAGCUCACUUAUACAUUCUCACCAGUGCAUUAUAUAUUCUGUCAAUGGUAUACCAAGUCAUGAUUGUGGCCUUCUAGUAUUGUUGAUGCAUUUCAUCAUCCAUAAUACUUAUAAUUCAUAUGUUGUGACUUCCCUAUUGUUGUAACACCUUGAGAGUCUUACCUCAUCCACUGUAAAUUCAAUUGGAGGAGUUUCUUCUUUAAGAGUGCGAAAAAGUAUAAUAAAAAAAACUACAUUUGGUGAAAGAUGAUGCAUUGUUGCGAUACGAAUAAAAGGUUCACCUGGUGUGCUGAAUUGUGUAAAUUGUUAAUUACACAAAACAAAAUAUUUGUAAAAUAAAAUUUAAUUUUUUUUUGACAUCUCUUCUGUUACAGAUCUCUCAUUUGUUUGUUCACCUGACAUUGUGAGUGAUCCGGUGUGUUUCUUACCUCUGCUGUAUUGAGCCUCUUCUGUGAUUAGUUAUUUGUAUGCAUUGUUUAGAAAAUACUAUUAAGGAAUAUGGGAAGAAGUUGAUAUUAGGAAAAUUUGAUCAAUUUGUAUUUAUUUAUUUUAUCAUUUUGUUAAUAAAUUGUCAAAAGCAACCUGCCUUGUCA